Molecule: messenger RNA, 2801 nt
Organism: Acanthochromis polyacanthus (spiny chromis)
Lineage: Eukaryota; Metazoa; Chordata; Actinopteri; Pomacentridae
Exons: 12
Coding region: 86-2293 (735 amino acids)
Source: RefSeq, a predicted model, not a curated record
AAGGAGCUGCAGCAGACGAAGAAGAAGAAGACGGAGACGGUGGUGUAGCUCCACACCGCUUUUCUUUUUUAAGCUAAUUUCCACUAUGUUCAAAGCAAUGACAGAGACUUGCUCUGUUUUCGGGUGCAAAGCUGAUAAAGAAAUCGUGAGCCUUCACGUUUUACCUAAAGAUGUGAACAUCCGGAUGAAAUGGGUGCAUUUUAUUUGGAAAAACCGCAACAUCCCUACCAAACUUCCAGAUAGGACUCGGGUUUGCAGCAGUCAUUUCCCAGAAACCUGCUUUGAAAAUUUUAUCCAGAAACAGAUGGGUUUCGCCACCAAACUUAUCCUGAAGCCAGACGCUGUUCCGACCAUUUAUCCCGGAGAUGGAGCGAGUACCAGCCAUCAUAUUAGACCUCCGAGUAUUACUGCUCUGAGAUCACACACUAGAGAUGUGGGCUGUCAGUGUGAACCACUGGAGAAACCUCAGAGGACAGUGUCCACUCAGCUGUCACAUCUCACUUUAAGACACAGACGAAGUCAAGCUAUCCAAGUCAAGCCACCCACCAAAGCGUUUGGAAUCAACACAGACGUGUCUUCAGGCUUCGGAGGAUUUCUUUCCACUACUGUAAAAGAGGAGCUUCCACCGUUGAAAAGGAGACGCAUCGAUGCUUUGGCGGACGGUACAGAGGAGUCAGAGGACCCCCUGCCAGAUCCUGAUGACAUUUCACACCAUCAGAGCACCUCCGCCUUUACUGACAAAACCAAUGUGAGCCCCGUGACAUCGGUACAAGAUGUCACCAAGUAUAUUGUCUACGAGGACUGCCUGCUCAGCCUGUUUCAUACCUGCCCCUGUUGUGGACAGACUUGUCAGGUGAACAAGUUUGUCCGGGGAACCUUUCUGUCAGUAUCACAGAGAUGUCCUUUCUGCCAGCUCAGCCGCAAGUGGAACAGUCAGCCGAUCAUUGGCAGCACCCCGGCAGGAAACCUGCAUCUGUCUGCAGCUGUCAACUUCACCGGCUCCUCAUUCAGACAGUUUAACAAGGUUAUGUCUGCACUCAAGGUUCGAACCAUAGCCGAAACGACAUAUUUUGAUCAUGCCAGAUCGUACAUGGAUCCGUGUGUUUUCUCCACAUGGAAGCGCUUACAAGCAGACCUCAUCCAGACUCUGAGCCAGGGGGAUGAUGUGACACUGGGAGGCGACAUGCGAGCCAAGAUCCCAGGACACAACGAUAAAUAUGGUUCCUACUCAGUGAUGGACCUCCAUAACGGAACCAUUGUGGAUGUCCAGCUGAUGCAGAGCAGUGAAGUUGGCAGCAGUGCGAACAUGGAGAAAGAGGGCCUGAUCAGGAGUCUGAGUUUCCUGGAGGCGUCUGGGGUGAAGAUAAACACCGUAGUGACGGACACGCACCCACAAAUACAGAAGUAUCUGAAAGAGCAGAAACCAGAAGUCACACAUUUUUAUGACAUGUGGCACGCAGCAAAAGGUGUUUCUAAGAAGGUGGAGGCUCUGGCCAAGGAACAGAAGUGUGACAAGGUGAAAAAAUGGCAGAAGCGUGUUGUCAACCACCUUUACUGGUCCUCCACCUCUUCGUCGUCAGGGGAAGAAGCUGUCGCUAAAUGGGCGUCAAUAUCCAACCAUGUGCAGAACAUCCACAGCCACGACAAUGCCCUGUUCCCAGAGUGUCAGCACUCUGGGACUGAUGAGAGGCCCUCCAGGAAGUGGCUGAAGCCUGCGUCAAAGCCCGCCUUCAAGUUCCAGAGGAUUGUGGAGAACAAACGUCUGAUGAGAGACGUUGCAAAACUUAGUCCGACCCAUCAGAUGUCGGUGAUUGAGAGGUUCCACAGUGUGUUUCUGCGGUUUGCCCCCAAAAAUCUGGUGUUCUCCUACCGUGGAAUGCUGUGCAGGUUGUAUUUGUCGGCCAUUCAUUUCAACGAAAAUGUGACGAGAGGUCAACUGAAGACCAAAGAUGGAGCCCUUGUCUACAAAAUCAAGUGCCCAAAGACUAAGAAGGGGCAAUGCUCCAUUCAGGCUGUCAAGACUAAGCCAACAUCUGGCUACGUGGACAACCUGCUCCAGAUCCUCUUCAAUGAGGUGCUCAAUGAUCCUGGAAGAUUUACCGCUGAGCUGGACCAGCUGAUCGCCCCAGAACUUCCGUCUACUGAGCCCAGAAGGUCUGACAGGGACGAGGCCAUUGCUGGGAUUUUGACACGAUUUAGUUGUCCAGGAGAGUGGAGUGGAAAAGAGGAGAAGUCUGAAGAACAGGAAGUGCCUCUAUCCAGUCCAAGUAGCCAAGAAAACCCGUUCACUUGAAUACGUGGAGAAGCUGCUCACAACUCCGUUAACCGAGUUUAUCGCCAACUGUCGUAUUUCUUUUCCCUCUACCACUCACUGUGGACUGAAAGGCAUAAUGUGUACGAGGCAUUUUCUGACUGUUGUGUCCCACUUCAGUCACCCAGAGAGUUUCUGAAGCCAACACACUGUCCCUGUCUAUCAGGGAUCUACUGGCAAAUCUAAAACCAUGACACAGGAUGGUCGCCUGUUACUGUGGGUCCGGUUCAGCUGUGCAAUCUCACAUAUAUUUGUGUAAAAUGUAAAUAUUGUUGAAAAUAUGUAAAUAGUUUGAAGAUUUUCUUACCCUGGAUCUUUGGUUUUCUGUGCUUAAUGUUCCCAAGUGUCUUUAUUAUUCAUAAUAUUUGACUUUUACUGUCAUUUUUUUUGCAGUUGUGUAAUACAAAUAGCCUACAAAAGCAUCUGUGUGCACUUACUGUGAACAUUUACUGUUUCAAUAAAUCAACUUUUGUACUCUGAAUAAUCUUCA